This is a messenger RNA of [Torrubiella] hemipterigena, 4417 nucleotides long. NCBI's taxonomy places the organism in Eukaryota, Fungi, Ascomycota, Sordariomycetes, Hypocreales, Clavicipitaceae. The record is from the annotation of a GenBank genome assembly.
AUGCCCCGUAGCAUGCUCUCCAAAGGGGGCGGUAAGCUUCUGGACGAGAAAAUUUUUCGUGUCGUGCGCUGAGUGUGGCACCUGGGGGAGCAGUCCUCGGGCUGGGCUGGGCUGGGCUGAGCUGCUGGUACUGCUUCUGGGGCUCUCGGAGCGUGCUGACAGGUGGCCGCUGAAAGUGUCGCUGGGUGAUUGCGCGCCAUGCCCAAGCCCCUGCCCAAAACGUACAUAUUGGGGGCACCACCCACCACCCAUCCACCAGCCCCCGAAUAUUUUUCCCUCCUGAACUCUUCCCUCCCCGCCCACUGUUCGCAUCCGCUACAAACUCUCCUUCUUCACUGAAUCCACCAUCACCACAGUGGUUCGCUAUCAUCCACAAAACUCCAAAAGUUGCUCUUCACCAAAACACCACACAUUUCUCGCAAUGGCUCGCCCUCCUAAGAAGUCUGUCGACUCCAAGGUUCCCGUUCCUGCUCCCACUAUGAUUGCUCCUCCCGUCAUGGCUGGUAUGCCUCCCGUCGCCCGCGUUGUUGACCACGAGGGUCUCGCGCGCCUUCGCGAUUCUACUCUCAGCCGUCUCUCGACUGUUCUUCAGUUGCUUAACUCUCUCACCAACGACUAUGCUCACCAGACCAGCCUUCUUCUUGGCGAGCAGGUCGGUGAGGCCCCUACCAACCUCUUUGAGAAUGCCAUCCUCCCCGGCGAUGCCGCUGGUGGUGACGAGAAGAAGGAGCGCAAGAAGCGCACCCACGACCCCAACGCUCCCAAGCGUCCCCUCACCCCCUACUUCCUCUACAUGCAGCAUGCCCGCAGCAUCAUUGCCAAUGACCUCGGUCAGGAAGCCCCCAAGGGUGCCGUCCAGGAGGAGGGCCAGCGCCGCUGGGCCAACAUGGGCCCCAGCGAGAAGCAGGGCUGGAACAACGCUUAUCAGUACAACCUCCGCCUCUACAACGCUCGUGUCCACUCUUACAAGGCUGGCAACGCUGCUGCCAAGGGUAUGUCCGAUGAGGAGGCCCUCAAGUACGCUGAGGAGUUCAGCAUCCCCAUGCCUGACCUGAAGGACUCUUCCGCCGGUGGCUCUGUCCAGGAUGCCAUUGCCCAGCAGCUCCAGCAGGGCGAUGACUCCUCCAAGACCCCCAAGAAGGCUGCCGCCCCCCGCAAGCGCAAGAGCGAGGCUCCUGCUGCUGAUGCCGACACCUCCAAGGCCGCCAGCCCUGACAAGAAGCGCAGACGCUCCACCAAGGGCGAUGACAAGGAGGAGCCUAAGAAGGCCGCUCCCCGCAAGAAGGCUGCUAAGAACGCUUAAGCGUUGAGUCGGUUUACCUCUCUCAGCUCUUUUUUGUUCCCUUUGUCGCCUGCUUUUUGUCACUAUAUACCAGGGUGCCAAAAAGGCUCUGAUGCCAAGCUUUCAGCCCUGUUGUCUCCUUUAGAGCGAUUUGCCUUGUCUACUUGGUGCAUCUCCUCUUUGCUUGACCAUGCGCUCAUACCACCAUCGUUUGAACUUUGUAUGACUAUUGGUUGUUGGGAAGACGGUGGGAAAAGUUGAGGCUCGUUGCCCUUUUGUGAUCGCACCCGAAUAGCGAAAAUCCGUUUUUCUUGGAGUGAUCUGGUUUUGUUUUAUUCCUUAUUUUAUGUUAUCCUGCGUUGGUUCCUUUGGGCAUGAGGGGAACGAUUGGGUUUUUUGGGUCACGGCUGUGAAAUGUUCCGUCAUGAUGGUUGUAUUUAAGCAAAGUGUUUUGGCUCUGGACGGAAGCCCGCUUUGCAAAGUAAUGAAAGCAAUGAGUUUAUCCUUUUGAACCUUGAAUCCUAUUUUCGUUUUGUGAUGAUAAUGACUUGAAUGUGGUAUAUUGAUAAUGCUAAUAUCGUAUGCUAAUGUAAAAUGUAAGACUACGCUCUUACUGCUUUGCUAACUAACUCAUUCGGCCACCAUGAUAUGUUCAUCUCCAGUAACUAGUACACGAACCAAGGCUGCGACAACGGUAGCGACUCUGCUGGUGCUGCAGCACAUACUUUGCCGUCUGCUUCAACAACGUAGCUUUCUGGAUCGACACGCAUCUUGGGCAUCACGUCGUUGAAUCGCAUAUCACGCUUGCUCACUGAGCGGCAGCCACGGACUGCCUCAACGCGUUUCUUUAGGCCAUAGCUGGCAAUUGUGCCCGAUGCAAUUGAGUCGGCAGAAACAAAGAGUACACUUGUCUCGGGGACAUGUGCUGCGAACAUGGGGCGGCCUAUCACAGGUUGUACUGUUGGAAUCGAGCCGUUAGGAUCGCCCUAUCUACUGUGUUAGUGGGCCGCCAUACGCGUGCGUUGAUAACCUCUAUACAACUUACCAUCUGUGCCCAUGCAAUCAGACCGCUCUUGAGGACAAGGUACGGCUUGGUUCCAAACCAGGCUGGGUCCCAGACAACCAGGUCGGCAAGUUUGCCUACUUCGACGCUGCCGACGAGGUGGCUGAAGCCCUGGGCGAGCGCUGGGUUAAUGGUGUACUUGCUCACGUAUCGCUUCACGCGGAAGUUGUCGGCGUCAGUGCCCUCGUCCUCCUUGAGCCGCCCGCGUUGAAUCUUAUUCUUGUGCGCUGUGUUCCACGUUCGGAGGAUGACUUCACCACAGCGGCCCAUGGCCUGGGAGUCGGAGCUCAUCAUGCUAAUAGCACCCAAGUCGUGUAGAACGUCCUCGGCUGCAAUUGUUUCGGCUCUGAUACGACUCUCUGCAAACGCAACAUCCUCUGGGAUAUUCUUGGACAGGUGAUGGCAGACCAUGAGCAUAUCUAGAUGCUCGUCCAAGGUAUUGAGUGUAAAUGGUCGUGUUGGGUUGGUCGAUGACGGGAGCACGUUUGGAUGCUCAACCACGGAGAUAAUAUCCGGGGCGUGGCCGCCGCCAGCACCUUCAGUGUGGUAAGUAUGAAUGGUGCGACCUUUGAAUGCACCAAUUGUUGAUUCUACAAAGCCAGAUUCAUUCAGGGUAUCGGUGUGGAUGAGGCAUUGUACAUCCAUCUCGUCACAUACGGUCAAACAGGAGUCAAUUGCCGCCGGGGUCGAACCCCAGUCUUCGUGAAGCUUCAGUCCACACGCGCCAGCUGUAACCUGCUCCCGCAAGGCAACAGGUGAGCUAUCGUUUCCUUUGCAAGUAACACCAACAUUGACCGGCAGGUGGUCACAAGCUUGAAGGAUCUGUUUCAUAUAAUGCUUACCGGGCGUGCAAGUAGUCGCGUUUGACCCGGCGCUGUCUCACGUUAGCCGGAUAGUUUAUAGCAAACGGGAAUUGAUAUACUGACCUAGGCCCAGUUCCUCCACCAAGCAUGGUGGUGACACCAGACGCGAGACUCUCUUGCGCUUGCUGAGGGCAUAUAAGAUGGAUAUGUGUGUCGAGACCACCUGCUGUAAUAAUUUUGCCUUCGCCUGCUACCACGUCUGUGCAGCUGCCGACAAUCAUGUUUGGUGUUACGCCAUCCAUGACAUCUGGGUUACCAGCUUUGCCUAUGGCAACAAUCAUACCAUGUUUUAUGCCAAUAUCUGCUUUGAAGAUUCCUGUCCAGUCGAUGACAAGGGCGUUUGUGAUGACCAUGUCUAGGCUGUCUGCAUCUGGGCGUCCACUUGCCUGGCCCAUUCCUUCGCGUAGCGUUUUGCCACCACCGAACUUGCAUUCGUCUCCGUAUACUGUGUAAUCCUUUUCCACUUUUACCCAGAGGUCUGUAUUGCUGAGUCGAACCAGAUCACCAGUUGUAGGACCAAACAUGGUAAUGUAUGCAGCUCUCUCCAUAGUGAAGGGGCGCAGAGCCUUGGUAUCAACGGUUGGGUCGGGAGUAUGCGCAAAGCCAGCUUGUUGUAAAUUCUUGACAAUGCUUUCUACUCGCCACAUUUCAACACCACCAGAUGCGAGCGAAUUGCCACCACGAAUAACCUUGUGACCGCCAAUCUCGACCAUGUUUACGGUUUUGGUAUCACCAGGCUCGAAUCGUACGGAUGUACCGGCAGGAAUAUCAAGGCGGAAGCCAUAGGCUUUGGCUCGGUCAAAAUCAAGCUGUGGGUUGGUUUCGAUAAAGUGGUAGUGGGAGCCUAUUUGGAUAGGCCGAUCUCCUUUGCUAGUCACGCGAAGACGAAUCCUUUUGCGGUUUUCGUUUAAAGUGACAUUGCCCUUUACCGGAAUCACUGCACCUGGUUUACUUAUAGGGAGAUAGGCAUCCGCGUCUGGAAGUGGAAAAACGUCGUUGUCGGGCACGGGUAGGAAGCUGCCAUAUAGUGCGCGUCUUAGAUCGCCAUCGUCGGUGCUAAUUGGGUUGUGGACAGUAACAAGAUAAGUACCAGUCGUAAAUGUGCCUUCAACUUGGAUUUCCUGUAAGGUGUGACAGACAGAGGGCAACACAUGGCGGCGACCGAGCAUGGUCGAGCCAAGGUCCAUCAGGUCGGCAACAGUAUGUCGU